This is a messenger RNA of Lactuca saligna, 1386 nucleotides long. NCBI's taxonomy places the organism in Eukaryota, Viridiplantae, Streptophyta, Magnoliopsida, Asterales, Asteraceae. The record is from the annotation of a GenBank genome assembly.
AUGAAGAAAUCCAAGCGAUCAAAGGUAUCACAACGCAAAGAUGGGGUCGAUUUGAUCAGUAACAUACCAGAUGCUAUUCUUCUUUUGAUUCUUUCACGUCUGCCAUCCACGAAAGAAGCAAUCCGAAGCAGCAUUUUGUCGAGACGAUGGAGGAAUUUGUGGACUGCAAUUCCGUCUCUGGAUAUACGUUACGGAAAGAAAUUCAAAAAAACCAAAUUCAAAGAGUUUGUAUAUUGGGUUCUAGCAAACAAAACCGUAGAUUUGGAUAGGUUUCGUCUUUGUUGUGAUGAUUACUACAGUAUGGCAACAGUCUUGCGGUGGAUUCAUAUGGCAGUCAACAGAAACGUUAAACAACUUGACGUGUCCUUUUAUCCCAAGGACGAGACUAAAGCAAUCGAAUUUCCCCAUUGUCUGGUGACUUGUGGUUCAUUGGAGGUAUUAAGUUUCCAUGGAAGUUAUAUCAGCAGUCGUCGACUAAGUUUGCCAAGGUUUAAGGGGUUUCUGGCACUUAGGUUUCUUAAAUUGACCGAUGUUGACUUAUUAGACGACAGAGUUUUGGUAGAAGAUUUUCUCGAAAGCUGCCCAUCCCUUGAGGAUCUGUUUUUAUCGGACUGCGUGUUAUGCAAACUUGAUCUUCUUUGCAUUUCAUGUCCGAAGCUCAAGACGCUGAGUAUUGACUGUGAAGAUGAAGAUGGGCGCUGUUGUGACAUUAAGCUUUCUUGCCCAAAACUGGUGGAUUUGGAUUUAACAGGUCAUAUAAGGUGUAAUUCUUUCAAUGAACGUCUAGACUCCUUGAAGCAAGCUGUGAUUGAGCCUAAAUUGGCGGGGAACACCAUAUCCUUGCUGUUUCCUGGAAUUUCUCGUGUGGAAUCUUUGUGGAUCGACCUUUGCCUCUUCAGAAAGAUUUUGUGGCUAACCACAACUAUGGAUGACUUCACCAUGGAUAACUUCAACCAAGUUCUCAAAUAUUAUCCCAAACUGAAGUCUCUCAAGAUGAACAUUGACAAGGAUUUUCAUGGAAAAUACCAGUGGUUGGAUGAAGCUAAAACAAGGAGAAUCUUGAGUAGAGAUGUGAAAAGGGUCGAGUUUUUCAAAUUCAAUGGAGAACAACCGAAACUAGUUAUAGACUGGACUAUUGAUAUAUUGCUUUUGUUUUUCACUUGGGUCUUGGGGUGAUAUUGGAGUCAGGUUCCCUCUUUUGAAGAACUGAUUUCCUUGGAUGCUUUUUGGAUUUGGACUUUUGCUUCAUUUUCAGUCUUAUAAACUAGAAAAAUACUUUUUUGGUUUUACAAUUUUGUUCAUAUUCUGCUGUAAUAGUUUUUACUUUAUUUAGGGCCAUUUCAACUAUUAUAAACCAGUGAUUUUAGCGCAAAUGCAAAGUAUGAG